GAUGCCAGGGAUCAGUUUCCGAAAUGGAUUGUCUGCAGCAGGUCGGCGUUCAGCAGUUGGGUGAUCUGAAGCGUGUCUUCACCCGGGAAUGGCCAAAAUACUGCAAGGAGUACUACUGCCUGGACACCUUUCUGGAGCUCUAUAAAAAGGACGAUCAGCUGAAGGAUGUGCAAGUCUAUGCUCUUCCCAAUUUGGAGCUCGGAAUAUUUGUGAUCGUGGAUCACUAUCAGAUAUUUGUUGGCUACCUGGAGGCUGAACAAUCAGAAAGCCUUCUCAAGGAGUCCUUACUCAAGUUUAAGCUCUAUGGAGGCGAACAGUUCGCCUCAAUGCCCAAAAGGUAUUUCAAUGUUGCCAACGACAUUAUUCAAGCGAAGAAUCUGAAACUAGAUCUCGACUGUGUAACACUUUCCCUGGUCUUGAGCAAAGAGGAAGCCCUGCUAUUCCAAGUAGAACCUAUAGCCGGGUUUUCCCUUAAGCCUGUGGAUAUACAGGAUGCUCAGGUGAUUAAUGAUCAAUGGGAAUGGAGUGAGCCGGAUUCCUUUUCCUUGGUCCACCGCCAAAUUCUGUAUGACACCAGUGUGGGCUUGUACAACAAGGAAAACAAAGAGCUCGUGGCCUGGUGCAUUAGGGCUCCAGAUGGCUUACUGGCAGUCCUUCAGGUCAAGACGUCGUACAAACGCAGAGGCUUCGGCCAACUGAUUGUGAAGGAAUUUGCGAGACAAGAGGCUCUGCUGGGACGCGAUACAAUCACCGAAGUUGUUCCGGAAAACAAGGCAUCCUUGGGCCUGUUCACCAAACUGGGCUUCAAAAUCAACGACCAGUGUCACUGGCUGAUGACGGAGCCACCAAAAGGAGUUCGAUAAGAUUAAGGGCUUGUGUUUAUCUCUGGGAAAAAAUGGACUCGCUGGCCAAAAGAAAACCACACGUAAGAGAAUCUAACGAUUUGAAGAGAUUGCCUGAAGAGAAAUAAAUGAUUAAGUCACCCAAACAACAA
This is a messenger RNA of Drosophila sechellia, 994 nucleotides long. RefSeq lists its product as uncharacterized. The record is from RefSeq and is a predicted model, not a curated record. The transcript has 5 exons. NCBI's taxonomy places the organism in Eukaryota, Metazoa, Arthropoda, Insecta, Diptera, Drosophilidae. The coding region runs from base 24 to 863 and encodes 279 amino acids. Gene Ontology annotation, molecular function: acyltransferase activity, transferring groups other than amino-acyl groups.